This is a messenger RNA of Arachis ipaensis, 1317 nucleotides long. RefSeq lists its product as uncharacterized. NCBI's taxonomy places the organism in Eukaryota, Viridiplantae, Streptophyta, Magnoliopsida, Fabales, Fabaceae. The record is from RefSeq and is a predicted model, not a curated record.
GAGGGUUCCCCAAAAAAAUCAAAUAAGAAAUUCAACUAACCCUAAACUCAUCCAUUGAUGCAUGAUGAUAUAGCAGCAUUACCCCCAUCCUCUCAAGCCCUAGCAGCCACCUUCAUCCCCCUCCUCUCCAUUGGCCAGAGGUUGCUGUAACAGGCCGGCAUCGUCAUAGCCGCCGUCGCUCGCCACUGUCCCUCACCGAGCUCACCGCUCCCACUUCUCUCCUCGCCGGCUCGCCUCUCCGGUCUCCGGCCUCUGCUUACCUCGCCGUCCCUCACCUUCCUCCCUCGUCGUCUCUCUGAAAAAAAACGGUGAACUAUUUAGGUCCAUGAACCAGCCUUAUAUGGGCCGGGGUAUAGCUUGUUUAAUUCGCGGACUUGAAUCAUCAUUAUUGCUAUAUGUGUGAAGGCUAAAGGGGAGGAAGAUGAAGACAAUUUCUGGAUAUUGUGUUUCGUCGAAGGAUAUAUCACUGUCGAAAGCGGCAAAAAUUCUAUCGAAGUUUGUCUCUGCUGAGAACGGUGCCUCACAUGCCAUCAAUGCAUAUCUCCACAGGGCCUCUGCUGCUUUCAGUGAGCUGAAGCAGCUCCACAAGGAGGUUAAAUCUUCCCACUCACAUAAGAAGAAGCACAGGAGACCUGGAACUGAAGAGGAUAAUGUUGACAAUGGGAGAGUGGUUGAAAUUUCUGUCGGGAAUGCCAAGCUGACCCAUGAUGGGAGUGCAGUGUCUAAGAGCAAGUUCAAGAGGCGUCUCGAAAAGAACGAUGAUGUGAAUGAUGAGAAAUCGACUCAAACUGCUGUUGAAUUCGAUCAAGAACUUAAUGGUUCUUUAAGGGAACAUUCACGACAUUCUGGCAGCACUGAGAAGCAUAAGAAGCAUAAAAGCAAGAAGCAGAAAAUUUGAGAUCAGAGGUUGAGUUAUGUGAUCCUCCUUGAUCAUUGUUAGAAUUUGAUGGAUUCAUAUAAACAGCCCUGCAAUUUUGACCAAGAAAUACUUUUGUUCUAGAUCACAACCCCAAAGAUGAAUGCUAACAGGCUACUUGGCUUCAAAGAUUGUUUAUUACCAAAAUGAUUGGAGCUUGUGCUAUGAAUUGUUUGAGAGCUCCUUUGAUGUACCCUUUGUAUGAAUAGUAGUCAUUACAGUUCUAAAAUGUCAUUAUAGUGCAAAAUACUAAAGGGGUAUUCUGAAGGGGUAUUCUGAUUUUGAUGAAUUUUUUUCUCGUUUUUAAUCUAUAUUGUGUAGUUGAGGUUUCUUUAGAGUCAUUGCUACAAUAAUUUCUUUGAGACCCCCAUUCAAUAAUAGAAUAGUGUGUAUUGACUCAA